UAAUCCCUUGCAGUCUCACCCUUCCAAGUUGAAGGGUUCCUCCGUCUCCUAAAUGGUAUUUAAGAGCUUCGCUCUCGCGCGCCAGAAUCUCGUCAAGAGUUUCACCCACGGUACACCUCAAUCCCUCGUUGCCUACACCUCGCAGAACGGGCCCUUCAGCUCGAACCUCCAGGACCGCUUCGGAAAGCCCGUCUCGGUUCGAACUCACACUGCUUUCGCGCCGAAUUCGGUCCACGCGAACAAUGGUGUCAAGUCGGCGAAUUCCCAGGCCGACUCCGGUCUAGCAGCCUACUAUGCCGCAUGGCAGAAACACCAGAAAGUUGAAGAGAAGGAGUGGGAACAGUUCCAGUUUCGCAAGCGGAUCGAAUGGAAGCCCCCGGCAGCCACGCCAGAGACCAAGGCCGGCGCGAAUGACAGCGUUGCCGUCGAAGAUGUCGCUGAGCCUCUCCCCGCUCGGGCCGGCGUUAGCCGCGCAUACAGCACAAGCACUGUAGACGACUUUAGGAAGGUUGCUAGCGAUGCAAAGGCGGAGGAUUUUGCUCUUGCGCAGAUUGACGAGAAUCUUGCAAAGGAGGUGGCGAAGGCCAAACAAGAUGCCUCGCCCAAGCCAUUCGAAGAAGAGAGCUCCGUGAGCGAGGAGACCGUUUCGAAGUCCCCCGCUGUCGAUUCCGAGGUCGAUUCCGAGGUCGCCUCCUCUCUACCCCUGAGCCGCACUGCUUCAAGCCUGGCUACUAGCGUUUCGGAAGUCGAUGUUUACACCGAGCAGCUCAACAAGCUCGCCGAAGGCCACCACUAUGCAGAAAUUCCAGUUGUUUUCGAGUCGAUGCUCCGCACUGGCGUGAAGCCGUCGACAUCCGCUUACAAUGCGCUUCUCUCGGCUGCCAUUAAGCUUCCCAAGUCAAAGCACCAGGUUGUUCCCAAAGCUCUCGAUGUCUACUCGAACAUGCUCCGUCGCGGAGUCUCUCCCGAUACCGUCACAUACUCUACCUUGAUUGAAAUUCUAUCUAUCAGGUCUUUGGAGGUGAUGGCUAUGAAGCAAGAAUUGGAAGAAAAGAGGACCAGAUAUGGUGGUAUGGAAGAGGAGGGUCAAUUCAUGCUUCACUCCAACGCGACUGAAUACGACAUCUUGGGCGAGGACGACUCUCUGAACUACGCCGUGAAGCUGUUCGACGUUGCAACUGCCAACAAGUUGUCGCGUUCCUUCACCGAGAUGACGUACAGAGUGCUAGUGUCAGCUUGCGCCGAGUCCGAACGUGUUGAGGAUAUGGUCAGAAUCUUUGCGCAUAUGGAAAGCAGAAAUGUUACCCCGUGUGCUGACAUGUUCGUUCCCAUGAUCCACGCAUUCGGAAAGAGCGGCGAUCUUAGGAGCGCGGUUGAGUGCUACGACGAGUACAAGGCCUUGGCAAUUGCGAGCGAUAAUGGAGACAUCUCCUUAUCUCGCAAGGACAACGACGUAUACGCCUCUUUGAUCAAAGCUUAUGUCAUUUGCGGCAGAACCGAAGGAGGUCAAAAGUUCUUAUCCAAGAUAGAAGAAGCUUUGUUGGAUCCUUCAGAGGCGACACCCCUACGAGACCUUGUGGGUCUGAAGGCCUUCGUCCCAGAAGCUGUGAAGAACCUGUCUUUCGAGGAGGCUUUGGCUCACGCUGAAAAGCUGAGUCCUGAAGCCCGGGUUAUCGCUAUGGCCGCCAUCAGCAUCCGUGCUGCCGACACCAACAACAUUGAUAUUGCCACGAAGGCCUUCCAGGAGCUUCCCGAGAACACUGACUUAUCCCGUGUAGCUAUGGCUAUGGGCGCCAUGCACGUCCGUAACGGCAACAUCGAAGCUGCAGAGUCGUUCUGGAAGCUCUUGGAGUUCUCCAUCACCAAGCCUCAGUUCAUCGAGUUCACCACCAUGCACACCAUUGGUCUUAUUGGCAGUGGUCAGUCCGAACAAGGUCUCCGCCAGAGCCGACAGAUGUUCUCACGCAUCCGAGACUCCCAGAACCAGUCUAAUCAAGCGAAGAUGGAGAUCGUUGAGCAAAUUGACGAAGCCGUUGAAGUCAUUGGCCAAUUUAUGGAAAAGCGAGCUAUCUUCCUCCCUGUGCGGGCCACCAUGGAACUCAUGUGGACCAUGAUCGAAAAUGGCGGUCUCGUCACGCCAGUUGCUGCUCAUCUCCUCGCCGGAAUGGGUCCCGAAGAGAUUGCUCAGCUCCAUUGGAAAGAUUUGACGCUUCUCAUGCAGGUCCAAUCUGGAAUGAUUCUCAACAUCUCCAUUAUUGAUGCCGGUCACGUAGCACGCUUUGCUCAUCUGGUGGACGUUCUCGCCUCUAGUGGAACACCUACUGAGCAGUUGACUUCGUCUCUGGUGGAGCAGGUUCUCGUGAAGCUCGAUCGUCCAGACCUCCAGCAUCGAUGGUACAGCUACAAGCAUCCUGCAUCAGAACCCGUCUACGCACCAGCCCAGUAUUCGGACUUCGCUCAACCGGCACAAAUCCCAGCAACUCCCGCUUAUGAAGACUCAUUUGAUCCAUAUGCUGCUACUACUGACAACAAGGGAUCCGUUGCCGUCACUGACUUGCUCGAAAAGACUCACGGUCGAUCAUCUUCACACCUAAACGAAGCUUUGAUGAAGUUCAAGAAUAUGCGCCGCGCCGGUAGACAUCCUCGAUUCUUCACAUACGCCAAACUCAUCACUGCUGCUGCUAAGGAAGACCGUCUCAAUCUCGCUCACGAUAUUCUGGCCCUUGCCAAGCAAGAUGUUCCUCUACUUCCUCAAUAUCGAAUCGUGAGAUACGGUUGGGUUACCAUCUUGGAUGCCAUGGUUGCUGCUUGCUUGACUACCGGACAACGUGGUCUUGCUGCUCAAUACCACCAGGACUUGCUUGAUAUGGGUGCAGCGCCUUCUGCCAACACCUUCGGACUAUACAUCACGACUCUCAAAGAAUCCACCAAGACCUUUGAUGAGGCUACGGAAGCUGUCAAGAUCUUCCUCCGCGCUAAAACCGAGGGUGUUGAACCGUCUUCUUUCUUGUACAACGCCUUGAUUGGCAAGCUUGGCAAGGCACGACGUAUCGAUGACUGCCUCUUCUACUUCUCGGAAAUGCGCAACCUUGGCAUUCGCCCAACCAGUGUCACUUAUGGGACUAUCGUCAAUGCUCUCUGUCGUGUAAGCGACGAGAAGUUUGCCGAGGAACUCUUCGAAGAGAUGGAGGGCAUGCCCAACUACAAGCCUAGGCCAGCGCCAUACCACAGCUUGAUGCAAUUCUUCCUCACCACCAAGCGUGAUCGUGGCAAGGUCCUCGCCUACUACGAACGCAUGCGAUCUAAGAAGAUCGAGCCGACGACCCACACUUACAAGCUCCUCAUCGACACCCACGCUACCCUCGAGCCUGUGGAUAUGGAAGCUGCUGAGACUGUUCUUGCUCAGAUCCGGCAGUCUGGCGGUAUUCCAGAAGCCGUCCACUACGCCUCUUUGAUUCAUGCCAAGGGAUGCGUUCUACACGAUAUGGCCGGUGCCAGGAAACUCUUCGACACCGUCCUUGCCGACCACCGUAUCCGUCCCCAGGCCUGCCUCUACCAAGCUCUCUUCGAGGCCAUGGUCGCCAACCACCAGAUCGCCGACACUGAGAAUAUCCUUCAAGAUAUGAGGCGCCGAGGUGUCGACAUGACCCCUUACAUCGCCAAUUCUUUGAUCCACGGAUGGGCUCUGACCAAGAACAUCGAGAAGGCCAAGGCCAUUUACGACAACGUGUCGGUCGACAAGCGCGAACCCAGCACAUACGAAGCGAUGACCCGCGCCUUCAUGGCCGUCGAGGACCGCAACAGCGCCAUGGCCGUUGUCAAUGAGGGCCUCUCGCGCGGCUACCCAGCUGCCGUCGCCGGCAAGAUUCUCGAGCUUGUCGGUGGUGGCAGACCUGCCGUCAACGGCGAAGCUUCGGCUUAGCCAACCCCAGCUAAUUUCCCCCUCGGCUUAGAUUUCUGGCAUCUUCUAUUUUUGCCCUUUCUUUUGUUUUCGGGUUUACAGGACGGCUCCAUACCCUCGCCCCUGCUCGGUGCACGCAGGCAGGUGAAAAUGUGAUGGGCGCAUGCCGGACUCGGGUUUUGUCGCGCGCUGUUUCCUUUUCCUGGAUUCUUCUUCCGGGAUACCCUUUUUCGAAGCGCCGGCGUUUGUGUGGGUCUAUCUUGCCUUUUUCGCGGAUUAAUCGAAAACCGAAUCGACGACAUAGUGUUAAGCGGCUAGGUCGGUCGGUCAGGUGUGCCUGUAGAACGAUAUCGAAGCAGAUUGUUGCGA
Molecule: messenger RNA, 4270 nt
Organism: Mytilinidion resinicola
Lineage: Eukaryota; Fungi; Ascomycota; Dothideomycetes; Mytilinidiales; Mytilinidiaceae
Exons: 1
Coding region: 53-3922 (1289 amino acids)
Molecular function (GO): protein binding
Source: RefSeq, a predicted model, not a curated record